Molecule: messenger RNA, 787 nt
Organism: Moneuplotes crassus
Lineage: Eukaryota; Ciliophora; Spirotrichea; Euplotida; Euplotidae
Source: the annotation of a GenBank genome assembly
AAAUGAGUAGCCUCAAAUGUCAAUACUGAAAUGGGAGCCCAGUAGAAAGACCCCUUGAAUGAGGAUCAGCAGUGUGCAAUCAUUGAGUGAAAGAAUGGAUCCUAAAUAGAACUUAUAUUUAUAAAGCAGCCGAUAAUGUUCAGAUUCCUUGUAUUGGCUUACAAUGAGAUCAUUACUUCAGCCAAGAAGAUUUACUAAGAAUUUUAGGAAAACAGAAGUUAGGUACAAUUAAUAAGGAAGCUAGUAUGGUGAAAUUACAGCCGCGAAAAGUAACUUUGAGAUGUUAUUUUGGCACUUGCUCAUAUAUCACCUCUAUGAAUACAGAUCUUGUAGGCGAGGACCACUACUGACCACACUGAACUGUGUUUUUGAAGGAAAAUUUAUGGACUAGAAGUGAUACUCAGCUCUUGAAAGAAGUUUCUAUUUUUAUGAUUAUUUGAGCGAUAUUUACCCUCUGUACAUCAAAAAUUUGCCCAAUAUGAGAAUCAACUGGGUUUAAAGAUAAAAUUAAUGGGUAUACUAGAUGAAACAACUGCCAUCAUGAUUAUUGAGAUUUAUGCUUGCAGUUAUUCGAAAGGUAUCAUCUUACUCUAUGACCACUGAAAAGAUAUCUGACGGGAAUAUUUAGUUCUUUCUUCUGAAUCAUAGCUAGCAUAAAAUUGCUGCCUUUCCUUGGAAAUUGGGCGUAUGUCAUUAUAGUCUUUCUAUGUAUACUUCAUUCUUUGCCAAUAUUGGUUCCGGUAGUAACUAAAACCCCUAAUUGUGGGUAAUAAAUUCACGUAUUUCC